Messenger RNA from Camelus dromedarius (Arabian camel), 2216 nucleotides. It is a transcript of the gene CEP57, whose product is annotated as centrosomal protein 57. The transcript has 11 exons. The coding region runs from base 227 to 1729 and encodes 500 amino acids. NCBI's taxonomy places the organism in Eukaryota, Metazoa, Chordata, Mammalia, Artiodactyla, Camelidae. Gene Ontology annotation, cellular component: centrosome. The record is from RefSeq and is a predicted model, not a curated record. Gene Ontology annotation, molecular function: identical protein binding; gamma-tubulin binding; microtubule binding.
CAAGACGUCCGUUAGGACGUGUUGCCCUUUCCGUGAGCAUUCUGAGCGUGGGAGUACCUUUGGGGGUGUGUGGCAGGGGUUUCCAGACCCGGCAUCGGCGCCGAAGCCCCUUCCAUCAGGGGUUCGGCUUACGGUCGCCCCUCGCGGGCGGCUCUCGAAUCCUGAAGAACAGCACGCGAACCCGGACCGCCCCGGGGCUGCGGAGGUCCGCUGGGCAGGCAAGAAGAUGGCGGCAGCGUCGGUCUCUGCGACUUCGGCUUCUCAGUUCUCGAAUGUCUUAGGAGAAUCAUCAAAAUCUAAUGGAAGUAUAGUUCGUCACUCCUCAUCUCCGUAUGUAGUAUAUCCACCUGAUAAGCCUUUCCUUAACAGCGAUCUACGACGCUCUCCAAAUAAGCCUACGUUUGCCUACCCGGAGAGCAACAGCAGAGCUAUAUUUUCUGCUCUGAAGAAUCUUCAAGAUAAAAUUCGACGUUUAGAACUUGAAAGGAUUCAGGCAGAAGAAAGUGUGAAAACCUUGUCUAAAGAGACAAUUGAAUAUAAAAAAGUAUUGGAUGAACAGAUACAAGAAAGGGAGAAUUCAAAGAAUGAGGAAUCAAAACACAAUCAAGAACUGACAUCUCAGUUGUUAGCUGCAGAAAAUAAAUGUAAUCUUUUAGAAAAACAACUGGAAUACAUGCGUAAUAUGAUAAAACAUGCAGAAAUGGAAAGGACUUCUGUAUUAGAGAAACAGGUUUCCCUAGAAAGAGAACGACAACACGAUCAAACACAUGUUCAAAACCAACUUGAAAAAUUGGACCUCCUUGAACAGGAGUAUAACAAGCUUACCACGAUGCAGGCCCUUGCAGAAAAAAAAAUGCAAGAGUUGGAAGCAAAACUCCGUGAAGAGGAACAGGAAAGGAAACGUAUGCAAGCUAAGGCCGCCCAGUUGCAGACUGGUCUAGAAACAAACAGACUUAUCCUUGAACAUAAGGCUACUUCAUCUGUUCCUAGUCCAAAAAGAAUUAAAAAAAAGAAGUCAAAACCACCAGAAAAGAAAGGCUCUAAGAACUACUUUGCUGCACAACCACAUUAUAGAUUAUGCUUGGGUGAUAUGCCAUUUGUAGCUGGAAAGUCCACCAGCCCCAGCCAUGCCGUGGUAGCUAAUGUUCAGCAUGUCUUGCAUCUAAUGAAGCAACACAGUAAAGUCCUGUGCAAUGAUCGGGUAGUCAGCAGUGUUCCUUUGGCAAAGCAAGUAUGUUCACGAAGCAUUAAAAGCAAGAAGUCAGUGACACCUCCCUCCUCUAGCAGCAUUGAUGAAGAGCUGGCAGAAGUCUUACAGACUUUGCAAGAUGAGUUUGGGCAGAUGAGCUUUGAUCACCAACAGCUUGCAAAACUUAUCCAAGAAUCACCAACCGCUGAACUAAAAGACAACCUAGAGUGUGAACUGGAGACAUUAGUGGGAAGGAUGGAGGCAAAAGCCAAUCAGAUAACAAAGGUUCGAAAAUAUCAAGCCCAGCUGGAGAAACAAAAGAUGGAGAAGCAGAGGAGGGAAUCAAGACCCACCAGAAAGACUCUUGGUGAAGAGGGAAACAGCAGCAGCCGUUCUUCUACAACCACGGGGACCACAAAUAAGAAGGACUUUGCCAAACCGAGACCUGGAGAAAAAAGUAGGAAAAAUCUUCAGUUACUGAAGGACAUGCAAACCAUACAGAGUUCACUACAGAGCAAUAGUUUGUGUUGGGAGUACUGACUGGUACCAGGCCAUAAAUUUUAUUCAGAUAAUUUGUACCUCAUCCAUCAGAUGUUGACAAUGUACUUUCCAGGUCUCAUACUCACUUAUGUUGGGAUUAAUUAAUAGCAAGUGUUAAGGGACCCAAGCUUCAUUACACAGGCUUCUUGUGCUAACGUAUCACAACUAGAUGUUAAACCAUCUACAUGGAAACCAGGGUAGUUUUAAAGGCUAAGAAGCCACACAUACUCUGUUCCUUUGGUUUGAGAUGAAUUUGCUGUACUGAAAUAUGCACUUUGUAAACAAAUUACCAAUUUUUUACUUGUGGGUGUGAUUUUUUGAAGUAGUUCUACAUAGCUAAGUAAAAUUAGGUUGAAAUGAUCAAAACAUGAGGCUGUCUCACAGGCAAUGUUUGAAAAGUCUCAUUUUUAAAUCUUCCAUCUUCCCCUGGCAUGGAUCGCCCAUUUCUCCUUUCCAGUACAACCAUUAAAUAUACUUUGACAAUUGA